This is a messenger RNA of Ilex paraguariensis (yerba mate), 2940 nucleotides long. Lineage: Eukaryota; Viridiplantae; Streptophyta; Magnoliopsida; Aquifoliales; Aquifoliaceae. The record is from the annotation of a GenBank genome assembly.
AUGAGACCUGGGCUUUUCUUCCAUUCAUUUGUAUUCUUGAAGCUUCUUUGCUUGAUGGCAUCGAGGGUGCCAGUGAUUGGUUCUGGUUAUGUAAUGGUAGACUCUUGUGUUUUAACUAUAAUCGCUGCUGAAUCGCUGAUAUUUAAGAUACUUCUAUUUCAAAAUCAAAAGCUUGUUCAAAAGUUAGAGGCUCAGAAGUUUGAGUGUGUUGCUCUUGAGAAUAAAUUUAGUCAGUUGAGGGAGAAACAGCAACAGUAUGAUAACACAUUUGCAGUGGUCAAUAAGUCUUGGGAAGAGCUGGUUGAUGACUUGGUAUCUUGUUCUAUCCGUACAAAGGACUCAUCAUGCCUUGGGAAAGAUGUUGGACACCGAUUAAUUACAGAAGUGCUUCAUGCACAAGUACCUCAAUUUGUGCUUGACACUGCAGUACUUCUAUUUCAAAAUCAAAAGCUUGUUCAAAAGUUAGAGGCUCAGAAGUUUGAGUGUGUUGCUCUUGAGAAUAAAUUUAGUCAGUUGAGGGAGAAACAGCAACAGUAUGAUAACACAUUUGCAGUGGUCAAUAAGUCUUGGGAAGAGCUGGUUGAUGACUUGGUAUCUUGUUCUAUCCGUACAAAGGACUCAUCAUGCCUUGGGAAAGAUGUUGGACACCGAUUAAUUACAGAAGAUGGUUCUUCGUCUCUCCAGGAGGAUGCUUUUCUAAGCCGACUUCUUGAAACAGGUGCAACUGAAAGUACCUGUACUAGCAACUCUCUCAAUCAGAUAGAAGAAGAGAGACAAGAAGCUGGUGAAAAGACCAAAAACUUAUUGCAUAACAUAGUAGCUGCCAUUGAUGACCUGUGGUGUUUGAAGGAUGGAUUGUACACUGCAGUUUUGAAGGCACGUCCAGAAGAUUGUUCCUGCAGGGAAAGGACAUCUAUGGAUUUAGAGGUGGAAGUUAGGAAUCUGAGAUUGGCAAUUGGUAAUAUUCAUUUGAAGCACAAAUCAUUGGUAAGGGAAAUGCAGAUUGCUCGAGAUACUGAUGCGAAAAAUAAAGCUGAUCUUGAGCGUUUGAGAGGGGAAUUGGAAAAUACGCUUGCAGAAUUGGAAGAGAGUAAUUGUAAAUUGGCAACUCUAAAAGCGGAGGGGGAUGUUGCAAAAGGGGCAUUUUUCCCUGUCCUAAAUCUGGUGGGGAGCAAGAAUGUUGCUAGUGAGAGGACAAUUGAUAAAGAAAAAGAUUUGCAAGAUAUGAAGUCUGCACUAAAGGAGUUGUUGGACCAAUCCUGUAGUCGACUAUUUGAACUCAAGAGUCUCCAUGAAGAAAGGAUAGAAAUAUUGAGGCAGUUGUGCAAGUUGCAGAAUACUUUGAAGAAUGUGAAGUGUAUAUCCUCUUCCCAAGCCUACGUCUUGGUAAGAGAUCAACUUGUGAAGGCAAAAGCAGAUGUAGUCCAGUAUCAAGCGCUAUUUGAGAAACUACAGUUCGAGAAAGAUAACCUUGCCUGGAGGGAAAAAGAAAUGAUCCUGAAAAAUGAUUUACUUGACGUCUUUCAUCGAUGUUCUGCAGUUGAUGAUUCUAGAAUAGCUGAGCUGGGAAUAGAGUUACAGAAACGAAUUAAUGAAAGAAAUCUGAUUGAAUCUAAGCUGGAAGAAGCAUCAAAAGAACGUGGCAGGAAAGAAAUUAUUGCAGAGUUCAAGGCUUUAGUUUCUUCAUUUCCUGAGGAAAUGAGCAGCAUGCAGAGUCAACUAAGUAACUACAAGGACGCUGCUGCAGACGUUCAUUCUCUGCGGGCUGAUGUUCGAUCUCUUUCCUGUGUUCUUGAUCGUAAGGCUAAAGACUUAGAAGCCUUAUCUGCUAGAUCAGCGGACCAAAUUACUGAAAUGCAGAAGUUGCAGGCUGUGGUCCAUGAUUUGAAGGAGAGUGAUUUGGAAUUGAAGCUCAUUCUCGAAAUGUAUAAACGUGAAUCCACUGAUUCAAGGGAUGUCCUAGAAGCUAGGAAUUCUGAAUAUAAGGCUUGGGCUCGUGUUCAGAGUCUGAAGUUUUCUCUUGACGAGCACAACUUGGAAGUGCGAGUUAAAACAGCAAUAGAGGCUGAGGCCAUAUCCCAGCAAAGGCUAGCUGCUGCAGAAGCUGAAAUUGCAGACCUGAGGCAGAAGUUGGAAAAUUCCAAAAGGGAGAAGUCCCGACUUUCGGAUGUCUUGAAAUCCAAAAGUGAGGAAAAUGAGGCCUACACAUCAGAGAUAGAAACUAUUGGGCAGGCAUAUGAUGAUAUGCAAACUCAGAACCAGCAGCUUUUGCAGCAAGUCACAGAGAGGGAUGACUAUAACAUCAAGCUUGUUUUAGAGGGAUUGCGAGCAAGACAGCUGCAGGAUGCUCUACUAAUGGAGAAACGAACUAUGGAAAGGAAAAUUCAGCAAGAUAAUGCGUCUGUUGAUUAUUUUGAAAUGAAAGCUGCAAGGAUGGAAGAUCAGUUAAAGAUGUGCUCAGAUCAAGUUCAGAGGAUUGCACAAGAUAGGGUUCAGAGUUCAUCUAGUUUGGACAAUUUCCAAAAGAAGUUGCUAGAUGUGAGAAAAUCAUCUGAGCAAUUGAGGGAGUCUCUAGAGGAGUCCCAGUCCAAAGUUGGCAAAAGUCGAGCGAGUCUUGCAGAACUGCAGAUCGAGCUUGAGAAUGAGAGGUUUGAGAGGAAAAGAAUAGAAGAAGCGUUAGAAGUUUCGAGGAGAAAGGCUUCACAACUAAGGUCACAGAUUGAGGGAUCAUCAAUAGUUGAAAAGCUUCAACAGGAAGUCAGAGAGUACAGGGAAAUACUCAAGUGCAGUAUUUGCCUUGACAGGCGAAAAGAGACUGUAGCCUUUGCACCAUUAUCAUUUUGGGCAAUGGGGAUGCUUGGGGAAUGGAAGUGGAGGGGUCCAUCUCUCCUCCUAGAAUUUGUAUUGAGGAAAAGCCAGGAUGGCAUUAAAAGAACUUGA